This is a messenger RNA of Sciurus carolinensis (gray squirrel), 1776 nucleotides long. RefSeq names its product transmembrane 6 superfamily member 2 (gene Tm6sf2). Gene Ontology annotation, biological process: regulation of lipid metabolic process; lipid homeostasis. The record is from RefSeq and is a predicted model, not a curated record. Gene Ontology annotation, cellular component: endoplasmic reticulum-Golgi intermediate compartment membrane; endoplasmic reticulum membrane. Lineage: Eukaryota; Metazoa; Chordata; Mammalia; Rodentia; Sciuridae.
GGCUCCCCGGGAACGCGCCGCACGGUCUCGGCUGCGGCCGGCUUAGGGCGCAGCGGGGGGCGACCUUUGUGCGGGGCGGGUCCCUGGCAACCCCCCGCCCAGACGCGCUGCUACAGAGGAGCCGAGCGCACUGGAGGCCACGCCAGGGCCGAGCCGGGGUCCCGGCGCCGCCGCUAUGGACAUCCCGCCGCUGGCCGGCAAGAUUGCGGCUCUGUCGCUCGGCGCCCUCCCGGUGUCCUACGCGCUCAAUCACGUCUCGGCGCUCUCGCACCCCCUGUGGGUGGCACUGAUGAGUGCCUUGAUCCUGGGCUUGCUCUUUGUGGCCAUCUACAUCUUGUCUGGUGGCGAGAUCUCCUAUGAUCCGCUCUAUGCUGUCUUUGCACUCUUUGCCUUCACCUCUGUGGUGGACCUUAUCAUCGCUCUCCAGGAAGAUGGCUACGUGGUGGGCUUCAUGGAGUUCUACACCAAGGAGGGCGAGCCAUACCUGCGAACAUCGCAUGGAAUCUUCAUCUGCUACUGGGAUGGCACGGUUCACUACCUCCUCUACCUGGCCAUGGCAGGUGCCAUCCACAAAAGGAAGAGAUACCGGAACCUUGGACUCUAUUGGCUGGGAUCCUUUGCCAUGAGCAUCCUGGUGUUCCUCCCAGGAAAUAUUCUUGGCAAAUACAGCUCAGAGAUUAGACCUGCCUUCUUCCUUGCCAUCCUCUACAUGCUGGUCCCAUGCUGGGCUGGCAGGAGGGUCUUCAACCAGUCCCGGGCCCCCACCUGCUGUACCCCCAAUGUGGUGCAUGAAGAGCAAAGGAAGGGCCUUCUGCAACGCCCUGCUGACCUGGCCCUCGUCCUAUACCUCAUCCUUGCUGCAUUUUUCACCCCUUUUCCGGGGCCUGGUGGUGCUUGACUGCCCACAGAUGCCUGCUUUGUUUACAUCUAGUAUGAGCCAUACCUGCGGGAUCCUGUGGCCUAUCCAAAGGGCUGUGCCACCCGCCACCUCCAGAUGCUGAUGUAUAUGUUCUACUUACGUUUGCCCUUCUACGGCCUGGCUGCCUAUGCCCUCACCUUCCCCGGUUGUUCCUGGUUACCUGACUGGGCCUUGGUGUUUGCUGGAGCCAUUGGCCAGGCACAGUUCUCACACAUGGGCGCUUCCAUGCACCUGCGCACACCCUUCACCUACCGUGUGCCAGAGGAUGCCUGGGCCUGCUUCUUCCUGUGCAAUCUGCUGUAUGCGCUGGGCCCUCACCUGCUGGCCUACCGCUGCCUGCGCUGGCCAGCCUUCUUCCUACACCCACCGCCCCCGGGUGCCCUGGCCCACCACAGGAAGCAGCAAUGAGAGACUGUUUACAUGCAGUUGGCCCUGCCUGUGGGUCACCUUUUUUAGCAGCAGGAGGCACAUCUCUGGGGAUCUUCAGCCCUAGCUAUGGUGGUUCCAGGCUAGUGGGUGGGAUGGGAGACUAACGGCCAGGUGCUCUUACACAGAGAGCCGCACUCAGCCUCACUGCUCCCCCAGAGGAGUCUUCUGCGGCCUCCCAGAAUUUACCUCCCCAUGAGUCCUUUAAUAAAAACGCUUUUGGUGUCUAAAACGUCACUGUCUGAGUGUUUCAGGGUGCUAGGGCAAGGAACCCUCUUCUUGGACCCCAUGGGGACCCAACACUCACUGCCAUCAUGGCUGUGGGGAUCCUGUCGGCCUCUGGUUGGUGUGUGCAGCUCCAACUUCCAGAUGGGAAAACUGAGGCUCGGAAUGGAUGAGAGACCUGCCUGAAGUCACGAUCAGGAGAAAAA